Molecule: messenger RNA, 1534 nt
Organism: Myxocyprinus asiaticus (Chinese sucker)
Lineage: Eukaryota; Metazoa; Chordata; Actinopteri; Cypriniformes; Catostomidae
Product: noelin-3-like
Exons: 6
Coding region: 55-1428 (457 amino acids)
Biological process (GO): signal transduction
Source: RefSeq, a predicted model, not a curated record
ACACCGUGGACGUCAUAUUAACGCAAGAAAAGUGCAAUAGAGUGCCGCGACAGUAUGAUUGUUCUGUUCGGUGCAUUAAAUCCCCUUCUUUUCUUGAUUGUCUUCGGACUGUAUCCAUCAUCGACGAUUGGUCCAAAGGAGGGAUGGCAGGUGUACAGUUCUGCUCAGGAUGCAGAUGGACGCUGCAUCUGCACUGUGGUCGCACCAGAACAAAACCUCUGCUCCAGGGAUGCCAAGAGCAGACAGCUCCGACAGCUGCUGGAGAAGGUGCAGAACAUGUCUCAGUCCAUUGAAGUUCUGAACUUACGGACACAGCGAGAUUUUCAGUAUGUCAUGAAAAUGGAAAAUCAAAUGAAAGGAUUACGGACCAAGUUCGGGCAGAUCGAAGAGGACAGGAAAACAAUAAUGGCUAGAAAUUUUAAGGAGCUGAAGGACCGUAUGGAUGAACUACAGCCAUUGAUUCCUGUGUUAGAGCAGUACAAAACAGAUGCCAAGCUGAUCUCUCAGUUCAAAGAGGAAAUCAGGAAUCUGUCUGCUGUGCUGACAGGUAUCCAGGAGGAACUGGGAGCUUACGAUUACGAGCAGCUAUACCAAAGAGUUCUCAGCCUGGACAGCCGUCUACGCAACUGCAUGAGCAAACUCACAUGUGGGAAAUUAAUGAAAAUCACAGGCCCUGUGACUAUAAAGACAUCUGGGACUCGGUUUGGCGCAUGGAUGACUGACCCACUAGCAUCUUCGAGAAACAAUAGGGUUUGGUAUAUGGACACAUACACCAACAGCAAAGUGGUACGAGAGUACAAAAAUAUUGCAGACUUUGUCUCUGGCUUGGAAUCGCGAACCUAUUACCUUCCCUUUAAAUGGGCUGGAACCAACCAUGUGGUGUACAACGGCUCCUUGUACUACAAUAAGGAACAGAGUAACAUCAUCGUCAAAUACAGCUUUGAGACUGGACGGGUUCUUGCUCAGCGUGCUCUGGAAUAUGCCGGAUUCCACAACGUCUACCCCUACACUUGGGGGGGCUUCUCAGACAUUGAUCUAAUGGCUGAUGAGCUGGGUUUGUGGGCCGUAUACGCCACCAAUCAGAAUGCGGGAAACAUUGUCAUUUCUCAGUUAGAACCUCAGACAUUGGAAGUUCUCCAGACGUGGAACACGGAAUACUCGAAAAGGAAUGCAGGCGAGUCAUUCAUGAUCUGUGGAACCCUCUACAUUACCAAUUCCCACCUGACUGGGGCCAAGGUGUAUUAUUCGUACAACACAAAGACCUCCACUUAUGAGUACACAGAUAUCCCAUUCCACAACCAAUUCUUUCACAUCUCCAUGCUCGAUUACAACGCUCGAGAAAGGGCACUGUACGCCUGGAACAAUGGACACCAAGUCAUAUUCAAUGUCACGCUUUUCCACGUCAUCAAAACCGAAGAUGAUUCAUAAUGGACUUUAGGAUAAGCAAAGAAGGAAGGACAAUGCAGUUUAAAUUUAUGCUGUUUUUUCUACUUAUUCAUGUUUUUUUUUCCCCCAAAGCAAAUGAGAAAAAUGU